Molecule: messenger RNA, 1404 nt
Organism: Rubroshorea leprosula
Lineage: Eukaryota; Viridiplantae; Streptophyta; Magnoliopsida; Malvales; Dipterocarpaceae
Source: the annotation of a GenBank genome assembly
CAUGUGAAGACGCAGCGUUUUCAGUUAUCUUUGGCUUCAGUGAAAUUUCAAUUUUGGCGAUCCCGUUUUUCUCUCUCCCAAAUUCAUGCUUUCUCUGAUUUUCCCACUCCCCAGCAGAGCAAGAAAAUGGAUCCCAAUUCAGUUAAAUCCACUUUGUCGAAUUUAGCAUUUGGGAAUGUAAUGGCAGCAGCUGCUCGUGAUUACAAAAAGAUCUCAUCUUUUUUCACUUUUUCUCCUCUUUACUAAAUUAUUUAGACAAGGCUGUGUUUUCUCUGUCCAAAACUGUAACUGGGUUUAUGACAAACUAUGUCUAUCACAUGCAAUCUUGGGCAGGAAUACUGCAGAAGACAUGUUCUAGUUUCCUUUUGCUGACAGCUACUGUAAUAAAUGGAUGGAACUGAAUUUAUGGUUGAUGAUGUUCAUGAGUUCUUUUAUGUUUAGUUGUUUCACAGUUUUUUUCUUUUUAUUGGUCAGAGUUGUUUUACAGUUUUGCAUUUCUGUUUUGGGUUGAAGAAAUGGGUUUGUGACUUUGUGGUGUUAUUUAGAUACUGUAGAUAAUGAUUGGGUAAGAAUUUUGAAAAUGUUAUGGACCGGAUCGAGUAAUAUGUUUAAGAUUGUAGUGUGUAAUUGUUUGAGUUGGUUAUCAACUAGGCACUGAGUUGUAGUGUGUAAUGUAUUCUGAUAAUGAUCUUACAGGAACUUCUUGCCCAAGAGAAGACACAGGCAUCAAGUUCAAAAAAUGAUGAGGUUGAUCUUGACGAGCUUAUGGAUGAUCCUGAGCUGGAAAAAUUGCAUGCUGAUAGAAUUGCAGCUCUAAAGAAAGAAGCUGAGAAGCGAGAAGCCUUAAAAAGGCAAGGACACGGAGAGUGUAGGGAGAUAAGUGAAGGAGAUUUCUUGGGUGAGGUCACUGGGAGUGAGAAGGUGGUUUGUGACUUCUACCAUAAGGAGUUCUACAGAUGCAAGUAAAACUUCUCUCUCUUCCACAUGCAUACACACCCCACUACAAACCAUGUGCAUCUACGUGCAUCACUGCGUCUUAGUCCCUAUGUUGCAAGACUUGGUAUUGUUGAUGGGUAAUCUAGAAAAAUGGAUAAGCAUUUGAAAGCCCUUGCACCAAAGCAUCUGGAUAUGAAGUUCAUCAAGCUGGAUGCUGAGAAAGGGAAUUGCAUUUGACAGAGUAGUUGGCUUCCAAAGAUCUUGGAGGAAAAGAUGAUUUCACCACUGAGACAUUAGAGGUGCUACUGCUAAAGAAUGGUGUAAUUAGUGAGAAGAAAGAUGAUGAAGAUGACGAAGAGGAUGAUUAUCAUGAGAACACACGCAGGACAGAUCUUGUCUGAAUCAUGACUCGGACUCUGACUGAGCAGGGAAACAACAGCAGUUUUCUAACAAAAUUGUCAGUGGUUC